UCCAUUAUUCCCCUCCUCUCCUUCCCCCCGUCUCUCUACAUAUACCCCUUCCCCGCCAUUCCCCACCCACCUCCCCUCUCCAUCGCCACCAGCCGAGCUGCUCCGAUCGGUCUUCACUUCUUCUUCUUCUUUGACGAGAACAAGAACGGGCACAGGUUUUUGAGUACCAAGAACGAGGCGGUGCUUCUUCUCUGUCAUGUGCUCUGGGCCGCGCAAGCCGUCCACGCCACCGCUGCAGCAGCAGCAGCAAGGGUCCGGGAAGGAGGCGACGGCGAUGGCGAUGGCGGCGGUGGUUCUUGAGCUGGCGGCGGCUGAUGAUGUGGCGGCGGUGAGGAGGGCCGUGGAGGAGGAGAAGGUGUCGCUGGGUGCGGCGGCGAUGUGGUAUGGCCCUUCCGCCACCGGGGUGGCCAGGCUGGGGCUGGAGAGCCGGACGCCGGCGAUGGUGGCGGCGCUGUAUGGGAGCACGGCGGUGCUGGGGUACGUGCUGUCGGCCGCGCCGGCGGAGGCCGCGCGCGCGUCGGAGACGGAUGGGGCUACCCCGCUGCAUAUGGCGGCGGCGGGUGGCGCGGCGAACGCGGUCGCGGUUACGCAUCUGCUGCUCACCGCCGGCGCGUCGGUGGAGGCGCUCUCGGCGGCGGGGCUCCGUGCUGGGGACCUCCUCCCGCGCGCCACCGCCGCGGAGAAGCCUAUCAGGCUGCUGCUGAAGUCGCCGGCCGUGUCGCCCUCCUCGUCGCCGAAGAAGUCGGCCUCGCCGCCGCCGGCGGCGGCGGCGGCGCCGCAGGAGGCGAAGAAGGAGUACCCGCCGGACCUGACGCUGCCGGACCUCAAGAGCGGGCUGUUCAGCACCGACGAGUUCAGGAUGUACAGCUUCAAGGUGAAGCCGUGCUCCCGCGCCUACUCCCACGAUUGGACGGAGUGCCCCUUCGUCCACCCCGGCGAGAACGCGCGCCGCCGCGACCCUCGCCGCUACUCCUACAGCUGCGUCCCCUGCCCGGAGUUCCGCAAGGGCGGCUCAUGCCGGAAGGGAGACUCGUGCGAGUAUGCCCAUGGCGUGUUCGAGUGCUGGCUCCACCCGGCGCAGUACAGGACCCGCCUCUGCAAGGACGAGGUCGGCUGCGCGCGCCGCAUCUGCUUCUUCGCCCACAAGCCCGACGAGCUCCGCGCCGUCAACCCCUCCGCCGUCUCCGUCGGCAUGCAGCCCACCGUGUCGUCGCCGCGCUCCUCGCCGCCCAACGGGCUCGACAUGGCGGCCGCCGCGGCGAUGCUCAACCCCGCCGCCGCCUGGCCGCCGUCCUCCCCGGUGAGCCGCCUCAAGACGGCGCUCGGCGCGCGGGAGCUCGACUUCGAUCUCGAGAUGCUCGCGCUGGACCAGUACCAGCAGAAGCUGUUCGACAAGGUGUCCAACGCGCCGUCGCCGAGGGCGAGCUGGGGCGCGGCGAGCGGCCUCGGCUCGCCGCUCACCACCGCGUCGCCGGCGAGGACCGUCCCGGACUACACCGACCUGCUCGGCUCCGUCGACCCGGCCAUGCUGUCCCAGCUCCACGCGCUGUCUCUCAAGCAGGCCGGAGACAUGCCGGCGUACAACUCCAUGCCGGACACGCAGCUGCACAUGCCGACCUCGCCGAUGGUGGGCGCGAACACCGCGUUCGGGCUCGACCACUCCAUGGCGAAGGCAAUCAUGAGCUCCCGCGCCUCGGCGUUCGCCAAGCGCAGCCAGAGCUUCAUCGACCGCGGCGGCCGCGCGCCGGCAGCCACGCGCUCGCUCAUGUCGCCGGCGACGACCGGCGCGCCGUCCAUGCUCUCAGACUGGGGCUCGCCGGACGGCAAGCUGGACUGGGGCGUCCAGGCCGACGAGCUGCACAAGUUCCGCAAGUCGGCAUCUUUCGCGUUCCGCGGCCAAUCCACCAUGCCGGUGACCACCCAAGCCACCCCGACCGCCGAGCCGGACGUAUCAUGGGUGAACUCUCUUGUCAAGGACGGCCACGCCGGCGACAUAUUCGCGCAGUGGUCGGAGCAGGAGCAGAUGGUGGCCUGAUUGAGAUGAUCACAUCAUCACCGGCUCAUAGCACCUAGCUAACCAAAAAAGUUCUUUCUUUCAAUUAAUUUUUCCCCUUCGUUUGCUUAAUUUGAUUCAAUGAGAUGUUUUUUAGUACAUAUAAGCUGUUCACAAAUAAUACUUGAUCAUCAACAAAGAAGCAUGUAUGCCCAAAGGGAAGCUCUAGAUUGAUGAAGAACAGCUGAUAUUACUCUUUAAUUUUUCCCCUCUUUGGGUUUAUAAAUAUUUGUAUACACAAGAUUUCCAACAAGAGAUUAUUUACUCGAUAUAUAUUAUAUUUAUAUAUCUCUUUGGGCAUAA
Oryza brachyantha (malo sina) is the source of this 2356-nucleotide messenger RNA. Its product is annotated as zinc finger CCCH domain-containing protein 33. NCBI's taxonomy places the organism in Eukaryota, Viridiplantae, Streptophyta, Magnoliopsida, Poales, Poaceae. The transcript has a single exon. Gene Ontology annotation, molecular function: metal ion binding; protein binding. The record is from RefSeq and is a predicted model, not a curated record. The coding region runs from base 197 to 2035 and encodes 612 amino acids.